This is a messenger RNA of Mastomys coucha (southern multimammate mouse), 984 nucleotides long. Its product is annotated as translation initiation factor IF-2-like. NCBI's taxonomy places the organism in Eukaryota, Metazoa, Chordata, Mammalia, Rodentia, Muridae. The record is from RefSeq and is a predicted model, not a curated record. Bases 1 to 552 code for a protein of 183 amino acids. The transcript has a single exon.
AUGACCCCUGACUGCAGCGGGCUGCCCGCGCGUCCGCCGGGAGCUGGAGACAAACACACGCACGUGCGCCCCGCCCCCGCCGCGCGCACGCGCCCCGAGGCUCCGGCGGCGGCGGCGGCGACGGGCGGCGGGCGCGCGCGCGGUGCUCGCUGCCCCCACGCUGCUCCCUCGGCUGGGAUCGCGGCGUCUCCCGCUCGCCCCACUGCUUCUCGCCCGGCCGGUGGCUCCGGAGGCGGCAGUCGUGCCUGGUGGGCUCGGGUGGUCGGGCGCGGCGGUCCGGGAGAGGCGGCGGCGCGGGUGGACAGCGCGGAACCCAGCAAGUUCCUCGCAGGCGAUGUCGCCGGGCUCGGGCCCCUGCGUACGCCGGGCGCCGUGACAGGCCGGCCGGGGAGGCGCGGACCGGGGAGGCCGCGACGGAGCUCCCGGACUGACCAUGGGCUGAGACGCAUCCUCCGCGGAGCAGGUGCAGUGACCGGAGGCUCUGGGGAGGGAACCCGCGCCGCAGGCCCCGGGAACCCCCGGCCCUAUCCAGCCCCAUACGUACCCUGUUGACCUUCCCUGGGUUCCUCGGGAAAGGCCCUGAUGACCCCGCCUCCAAGCCUCGAGCGUGCAAUCCCUGUGACACCCUACCACUGCCACCACAGGGGACACGCUGUGCACGCCCUCACUCUACACCCGCGACCCUAGCCCACUGGGCCUUUGCGCCAAUGCCUCUGAUGCCCUAGUAUUUUGAGCCCACAGCUUGCCUCACUGUGCCUGGGAACUACCCGGGACAGCUUCCCCUUUCCACUCACCAAAGGGUGGGAACAAGGGUUGGAGAGGAAAGUGGGAGUGGUGGUCUUUGCCCUCCUGAGGCCUUGGUGACUACAAACCCAUCCUCUUUCUCCCAAGCCUGGAGUGAAAGUGACCCUUCCAUCCUCCACCAGAACAUGCCGGGGUGACUCUCUCCCAGAUCCUGCGGCCUUCCUCGCUCUCCCCAGUGAC